CUGCCUCCAGUAGAGAGCACUGCUUGGUUGGACGUGAGCUCCGUCGAUUUGCCUCUACUUCCAGAUCGAAGAUGGCGGUCUCUGUGUUCCGCGGCGUGCGGCUGCUCUCUAUCGGAGACGCGAAUGGAGACAUACAGCGACAUUCAGAGCAGCAGCCGCUGCGGCUAGAAGUUAAGACCUCACAAGAUGCUGCCCUCAUCAAUCUCUCCAAUGGAGAGGAGACGAGUGUGUUCAAGUGUUCAGUUUCUCGUGACACAGAGUGCAGCCGCGUAGGGAAGCAGUCAUUCAUCAUCACUCUGGGCUGCAACAGCGUGCUGCUGCAGUUCUCCUCGCCAGCAGACUUUCAGUCCUUUUAUAACCUUCUGAAGAACUGCCGGGGGCAUGCUGGUGAGCACUCUGUCUUCAGUGAAAGAACAGAAGAGUCCUCUGCUGUACAGUAUUUCCAGUUCUACGGCUACCUCUCCCAGCAACAGAACAUGAUGCAGGACUAUGUCCGGACGGGAACCUACCAGCGGGCCAUUCUGCAGAACCACACAGACUUCAAAGACAAGGUGGUUCUGGAUGUGGGCUGUGGAUCAGGAAUCCUGUCAUUCUUUGCGGCCCAGGCUGGAGCCAGGAAGGUGUAUGCAGUGGAGGCCAGCACCAUGGCUCAGCAUGCUGAGGUGCUGGUAAACAGCAACCGCCUGAGUGAGCGGGUGGUGGUGAUCCCCGGGAAGGUGGAGGAGGUGUCGCUGCCAGAGCAAGUGGACAUCAUCAUCUCAGAGCCAAUGGGCUACAUGUUGUUCAACGAGCGCAUGCUGGAGAGCUACCUGCACGCCAAGAAGUUCCUCAAACCCAACGGUAAAAUGUUCCCCACCAUCGGAGACGUGCACCUGGCUCCUUUCACAGAUGAACAGCUCUACAUGGAGCAGUUCACCAAGGCCAACUUCUGGUAUCAGCCCUCGUUCCACGGCGUUGACCUCUCUGCUCUGCGGGGAGCUGCAGUGGAUGAGUACUUCCGCCAGCCCAUUGUGGACACGUUUGAUAUCCGCAUCCUGAUGGCCAAGUCAGUGAAAUACACAGUGAACUUCUUGGAGGCCAAAGAGGAGGAUCUCUACAGGAUAGAGAUUCCUUUCAAGUUCCACAUGAUGCACUCUGGCCUGGUACACGGCCUGGCCUUCUGGUUCGAUGUGGCCUUCAUGGGAUCAGUGAUGACCGUGUGGCUGUCUACAGCCCCCACAGAGCCCCUCACCCACUGGUACCAGGUGCGCUGCCUGCUGCAGUCGCCCCUCUUCGCUAAAGCUGGGGACACGCUGUCCGGCACGGCCAUGCUGGUGGCCAACAAAAGACAAAGCUACGACAUCAGUAUUGUUGCCCAGGUGGACCAGACCGGAUCAAAGUCCAGCAACCUCCUGGACUUGAAGAACCCCUUUUUCAGGUACACAGGCACCACCCCUAACCCCCCUCCUGGUUCACACUACACCUCCCCCUCUGAGAACAUGUGGAACACAGGCGCCGCCUACAGUAUGAGUCAGGGGAUGGCUGUAUCAGGGAUGCCAACAGCUUAUGACCUCAGCACAGUCAUUGGAAGCGGCCCAGCAGUGUCUCACAACAACCUCAUCCCUCUAGUCAACACAGGGAUAGUGAACCACACCCAUUCGAGGAUGGGCUCCAUCAUGAGCACAGGAAUAGUCCAAGGGGCCACAACGGGCCAGUCGGGUCCCAGCAGCAGCGGUACCUACUAUCCCAUCACCAACCAGUUCACCAUGGGGGGCGCUGCCAUCUCCAUGGCAUCCCCCAUGGUCAUCCCCAGCAACACCAUGCAUUAUGGCAGUUAAAGUGAAGAUCUUGUAAAGACAUAUCAGACCCUCUGCCCCUCCCCGCAUGACAGGAACCUCUCUCCCCUCCCCUUCACCAUCCACAACCAAAACCAGGAAACCAAAACUAGUGCUGUGCUGGCAUCCCUUGCCCUGUCUAUCCGUCCACGCCGUCUUUCUGAAGUAGUCCUACCUGUGGAGCUCCUCCAGUAUCUACCGUUAUCACAGUCCAUCCACACACUGCUCCUGCUCGGCUCUGUUUUUUACUGUUGGGACCCUUUAAGUUGUUGUCUUCACCAUUCUGUCUAAUCCUGACCCCCUCUGCCUUGGGCUUCUGUCUUCGUGUUUCCGUGGUGACCCUCGUCUCCGAGCCCGCUCAGCAGAACGCAGACUGUCCCAGUCCGGUCCUCACCUCCAGCUGGUAUUCUAAUGACAUGCAGCUUCGAGACCUUUAGGAGACGCAUGCAGGUCACCUUCCAUGCUGAGUGAUGCUGCCAGACCUCUGAAUAUGUCUGCUGUUAGCGUUGGCUCUCUGUGCUCUAGCACAUGACCAGUCCAUAGAAGAUGACAGAUCUACAAAUGUUAUUUAAAACAAUAUGAGAUGAAGCUGCUUCAAAUGUUUCUCUAGACUCACCAGGCAGGAACUUCAUAUCUGUAUCAAACUUAAAAGAUUUACUAUGAAGCAAAACCCAUAGCGGCGUUGGUGCACUUCAUUUUUAUAUAUCAACCCUAAUAAUCUUCCCGGUAGGAAUGAACAGGUUUCUUUACCUGCAUUCUUUACUAGCAGCAGCAGAGGGCACUGUUCAACAACUGUUUUCAUGCUUCUGGUUUUAAACUUAAUUUAAUCUGCUGAUGGUGAAAAGAUCAUCUAGAAGAAAACCUUUAAAUCGAUGAAUAGACUGUUUUGUGAAAUAUCACAUAAAUUGUUUCCACCUGUGGUGAGUAGAGCUGGAUAGGCACACACUGCAAAAAAAUAAAGCCUAACCAAGUAUCUUCUAGUGAAAAUAUUUUUGGCAGAUUAUUUUCCUUAUCACAUGGGAAAAUGUCAUGUGAAUGUCAAGUGAAAAAAACCUAUGAGUGGAACUGUUUUUUUGGUGUUUUUUUAGUCAAUAUUGAGGAAUGAUUAACAUAAAACAAGCUCUACAGCUUGCUGAAAAUUUACUUCAAAGUUAAUGUUGUCAUAUUCAAGUGUACAAAAAUAUCUGUAUUAGAAACUAGACAAAGAUACUUUGUUAGACUCUGCUUUUCCAGCACAAGAGCUUGAUGGGUUUGACGUUUAGGGUAUGAAGUUGACCAAACGGUAUUAUGGAGCUGCACUCAAAAUUUGUGUCUGUUGACCAUAUAGCUUUUAUAUGCAAACAGCUGAGAGAAGACAUUCUUCUGCUUAAACACUCAGCAUGGAAGGUGAUGAAUGUUUUGCUCUGCUGAAACAUUGGGCCCAGCCUAGGCAUGGGCUCCUUCAUCCUGGCUCGGUGUGAGGGAUCAGCUGGAAGAACGGAGCAUAAGGCAGUGACCCCUGGAUAAGGCAGCGACCCCUGGAACCUCCUCUGUGUUUCCCCCACUUCACGUUUUACCUGAGACUCAAGUGUCUGGGAGCCGGAGCUCCUCAUCCAUUCACUUCCGUACGAAUAUCAGCAUAUCAUCAUCGUCUAUAGCCUCCACCCACAUCCACUUUUAUCAGGAAAGGAAGGAGAGAGACUGACACUUUUAUGCAUUACUUCCAGUGUCAACUGUUGGAACUUGAUUUUGCAAGUUUUUAGGAGAGCUUAGGAAAAUGUCUCUUAGUAGGAACUAUUUUUGUUGACUUGAUUUUUUUUGUUUGUUUUUUUUUUCCUCUUUCACAAGAAAAGAAAAAAAAGAAAAAAAAAAAAAGAAAUUAAAUGUGGAGAUGUUCCAACCCAUCCUGGAAUCCUGGAAUGUUGUAAUACUUUAGUUCCUUCUUUCCUCUUUGUAAUAUAGACUGUGGACACAAGCGAUGUUUUCCAUGUGCUAGUUAGCCUGUAGUCAUACUGUCCCUCUCAUCAUGGACUCAUGCUCUCUGUAUUCAAAUGGUGGCAUCCACUGUUGAUCAUGGAACAGUGUAAAGGAUUACUGUCAUUUGUGUGUGUUGACCAAUGAGAAAUAACAUGUUUGACGCUGUCUGACACUGACUCUUCUGCUGAAAACGCGGCUUUAGAAAGUUCUAGAGGUUGCAGUGUUUUGCCUCUUCACACUACUGGUAGCUUUUGGACUACAACACCAAAUCCAGUUUUUGUUCCAAUACAAGCCAUAAACUCUA
Poeciliopsis prolifica (blackstripe livebearer) is the source of this 4074-nucleotide messenger RNA. It is a transcript of the gene carm1, whose product is annotated as coactivator-associated arginine methyltransferase 1. Gene Ontology annotation, molecular function: protein-arginine N-methyltransferase activity. Gene Ontology annotation, biological process: peptidyl-arginine methylation. Lineage: Eukaryota; Metazoa; Chordata; Actinopteri; Cyprinodontiformes; Poeciliidae. The record is from RefSeq and is a predicted model, not a curated record. The transcript is spliced from 16 exons. The coding region runs from base 72 to 1817 and encodes 581 amino acids.